Molecule: messenger RNA, 1330 nt
Organism: Silurus meridionalis
Lineage: Eukaryota; Metazoa; Chordata; Actinopteri; Siluriformes; Siluridae
Gene: ethe1
Product: ETHE1 persulfide dioxygenase
Exons: 7
Coding region: 293-1042 (249 amino acids)
Biological process (GO): glutathione metabolic process; hydrogen sulfide metabolic process
Molecular function (GO): sulfur dioxygenase activity
Source: RefSeq, a predicted model, not a curated record
GUGCUGUUUCCGGGUUUAGAGAGAUAAUCGGUUAUUUUUUGUUAAUAAGCGACAGCGGGAGAAAAUUAUAAUGUAAGAAUUAUUUAAGAAUAAUUCAGAACUCAAACAUAUGUAAUAAAAUAGAUUAUCUGAGAAGACUUCCGUUCUGGCUGCGUGUUGAAGGUCAGGGUUUUACAGGAGGAAUUGUAAUUGCGUGACUCCGACUGAGGAAAGUCCACACACACACACACACACACACACACACACCUGAUUAGAUCUGCGGUACAGUGGUGUGACGGGUUGAGCAGGUGUAAUGGGUUUACUGGGUGUACUGGGUCUGUCAGUGAGGAGUGUGAGGAGUGUGAGGAGUGUGAGGAGUGUGAGGAGUGAGAUUAAGAGGUCAUUCGGAGUGAACACAGGAGUGAUGGAGUGCAAUAAAGGACUACUGUUUCGCCAGUUGUUUGAGUCCUCCAGCAGUACCUACACGUACCUGUUGGCAGAUGCGAGUUCUCGGGAGGCCGUGCUGAUUGACCCGGUUCUGGAGACUGUGGAUCGUGAUGUGAAGCUGAUUGAAGAACUUGAACUGAAACUAAUUGUCGCCGCGAACACACACUGCCAUGCGGAUCAUGUGACAGGAACUGGGCUGCUGAAGAAGCGACUGUUUGGGGUGAAGAGCGCGAUUUCAAAACACAGUGGUGCUCGCGCUGACAUUCUGCUGUCAGAAGGGGACGCUAUUACCUUCGGAAAAUACUGUGUGACAGUGAGAGAGACUCCAGGACACACAGACGGAUGUGUGACAUAUGUGGCAGGAGACGAGUCAAUGGCCUUCACUGGAGAUGCUCUGCUGAUCAGAGGCUGCGGGAGAACUGACUUCCAGCAAGGCUGUGCAAAGAAACUUUACGAAUCUGUCCACAAGAAAAUCUUCACGUUACCUGGACACUGUCUGAUUUACCCUGCACAUGACUACAAAGGACAGACCGUGUCCACAGUGGAGGAGGAGAGAAAGUUUAACCCAAGAUUAACUCUCUCUGAGGAGAAGUUUGAGGAAGUUAUGAAAACCUGAAUCUUCCAAAACCGCCAAGAUCGAUGUGGCCGUUCCUGCAAACCUGCUGUGUGGCCUUCAUGAUGUUUGAGGACGAAACUCAUCACUUUAAUGUUCGGAAAACAUUAUUACUUUAUUAUACAUAAAUAUAUAACUACACACACACACACACACACACUCACUCUCUCUCUCUCUCUCACACACACACACACAGGGUUAUUAUAUAGAAGCGUGUUUUGUAAUGAUGUAGUAAUUCUCAUGUAACAUGUUAAUAUUCAUCAUCAUAAAUAAAGAGUUUCUGAAACUGCA